Messenger RNA from Lates calcarifer (barramundi perch), 1633 nucleotides. RefSeq names its product proteasome inhibitor subunit 1 (gene psmf1). The transcript is spliced from 7 exons. Bases 90 to 923 code for a protein of 277 amino acids. Lineage: Eukaryota; Metazoa; Chordata; Actinopteri; Centropomidae. The record is from RefSeq and is a predicted model, not a curated record. Gene Ontology annotation, biological process: proteasome-mediated ubiquitin-dependent protein catabolic process. Gene Ontology annotation, molecular function: endopeptidase inhibitor activity; proteasome binding.
CAGACAGGAAGUGGUUGCUUGUUCCGACUUUCGUUUUCGCUUCUCCGCUAGAAACUGAACCGAUGUUGUUGUAGUUGGAUAACAGAGACAUGGCAGGUUUAGAGGUGUUGUACACCUGUGUCGCGGGCAGCAUCACCUGUCCGCAGGACGCCGUGGUGUGUUUCGUUCACUGGGAGAUGAUAAAGAGCGGAUUCAGGUGUGUCGGGUCCGGAGAUGCGCCCAGCAGCAGCGAUAAGAAGUCCGAGCUGCUGCCUCCGGACUGGAGCAGCAACAAGGAGCUGUACAGUCUGAGAUACAAACCCAGAGACGGUGACACACAGAUGCUGCUCAAAGCCAUCUCUGUCGACUCCACCUUGAUCUUCAACCUGAUGAACUCCAGCACGCAGCAGGUGUCAGACCUGACGGUGAACAUCAGCGAACACGUGGACGCCAACCAGCUGCACACGUUUGACAGUGUGUUCAAAGAUGCAGACAGUUUGUCAGAGAAGGUGAAGACUCAGCUGCUGCCGCCCCAGGACAGACCGACGGGACAGAGGUCAGAGAAGAAGAGUCAGAGGGAGGAGGAGGAGGAGAGGCAGAGAAGAAGAGGGGAGGACAGCGACCCCCUCCGCAUGCCCAGCAGACAUCCUCGGCAGGGAAUGCAGCCGCACUGGCCCGACCCGAUGGUUCCUCCGUUCGCAGCUGGAGGAGCAGAUCUGGAUCCGUUUGGGUCUCGUGGCGGUGGCGGGAUGAUAGUCGACCCGUUGAGGUCGGGGUAUCCUCGCUCCGGCUUUGACCCGUCCAGCGGAAUACCAGACAUCCUGCCUCCUGGAGCCGUUCCCCCAGGAGCUCGCUUCGACCCGUUUGGACCCGUCGGACGACACAGACCUGGGCCGGAUCCAGACCACAUGCCCCCGCCCGGCUACGACGACAUGUUCAUGUAGUACCCAGCCGUGUUUCCUGCUCUUCUAAUCAACGCCGGGGGAACAUUUUCAUCUUCACCUCCUCGAGGGUUCGGGUUUGAUGCAGUUUAGUGGCCCAGAAAAUAACUUUCUGCCUUCUUAUUUUCUCCUGUUUUCCAAGAGGGAGGGUUUGUUUUUUCUAAUAGUUCAUUUCAUGUAAACUAAUGUAAAACUCGUGUACAUAACUGAUGUCCUGCUGCUGAUGUAAAAUUGGUGUAGAACACACAUCAGCAAACACACGCUCGUCGUUCAUUCAGCUCAAAGUUUUUGAUGCUAAACACAACUUUAAUUUGAAGGAGACGCUCACACACUGGAAAAUAUUUUGUCUUUUAUACCAGCAUCUGAACAUCUGUGACAUCAGGGAGGUAACAUUUGGUCUAAAGUAACUGAGAAAUGAUUCAGCAUCUCCUGUAACCUUCAAAAUAAAAGCCCUCCUUCCCCUGCUUCCUAACGGAUAAAAGAAAGGACUAACAGUCUGUUUAGAUUCUUAUCGCUUUAAACUGUGUCUUCUUGUUAUAAUUUAUUCAUAAAGGAGGAAAUUUUCUUGAAUUUCUUGUAUUUUGCGGAUAUACUAGAAAAGCCUGAGAUAUGGUUCUUUACAGUUGUUUUCUUUGUUUGGAUUGUUGUUUAUUUAACAACAUGGCUGAUUAAAUUAUCUCAAGCCAAAAUGCUCAAAUAAAAAGCUCAGACUU